UGUAACCGUGUCAUCAUGUGCCCUCUUCCUCCUGCUCCUAACAGGCUGACGCCCAGCAACCACGACCGAAUCCAGCGAUUACGCCAGGAGUUCCAGCAGGUCCGGCAGGAAGAGGCGGAGCCAGAUGAUCGCCACCGCUCCUACAGCUUGGAACAGCCCUGGUCCAACUGCAGCCCGCAGACAUCAUCUGGCCGUCAUUCAGUGUCUGUGGAGGUGCAGUUACAGAGGCAGGAAGCCAGAGAUGCUUUCACACAUGCUCAGAGACAGUACAGCUCUCUGCCACGCCACCCUCGCAAGACACCCACCCCAGCGUCAGAAAGCGAGUGGGAGAGGACGUGUCCACCUGGAGACGGUUUCCAGGCAGCAAAAGACAGCGGCCGUUACUCCAGCUACCAGGGACCUCGUUCUGUCCCGCGCACCGUUCCUCGUCCCGGCUGCAGGAAUGGCCUUUCCGCUCCCCCAGGAUCCAGCAGUUCCUCUGUGGGUGGUGGCUACAAUGCUCGUGUCCUCCUAGAGGCCCAGGAGCUCCUCCGACAGGAACAGAGACGCAGGGAACAGGAAAUGAAAGGAAGAGGCCCGUCAAUGCGUUUGGACUACGAAUCCCAGGAUUCCAAAGGACCCCUCAGACAGGACGUCCCACCUUCCCCCUCCCAGGUUGUUCGGCUCAGCCGCAUACACACACCUGAGAAAGCACGCCCGUUUUUAUCUUGAGGAAAUAAACAUUUUUCCUGUUUUUCAAAGAGGCAAAAGGUACACAGAUACAAAUUUGUGUGCCAGUUGUACACAGACUCCCAGAGUGCCUUUUCUUUGAGGUCGCAGUGGUUACGCCCAAUCUAACAGCUCAUUGGUGCGUCUAGAGGCAAGAAGCCUCUUGAUUCGCUGCGAAGACCUUCAAGCUCUGACAAUCAGCCUGACACUGACCUGUUCCUCUGUACAACCACGUAGAACUUGAUCAAAAUGAGCAGCUUCAUGCUUUGCACAGGUUAUAAUGAAGUUUUGUGAAGUAGAGCUUUUUUUUUUUUUA
Messenger RNA from Puntigrus tetrazona (Sumatra barb), 1024 nucleotides. Its product is annotated as partitioning defective 3 homolog. Gene Ontology annotation, cellular component: apical plasma membrane; cell cortex; adherens junction. The transcript is spliced from 3 exons. NCBI's taxonomy places the organism in Eukaryota, Metazoa, Chordata, Actinopteri, Cypriniformes, Cyprinidae. The record is from RefSeq and is a predicted model, not a curated record. Bases 16 to 711 code for a protein of 231 amino acids. Gene Ontology annotation, molecular function: phosphatidylinositol binding. Gene Ontology annotation, biological process: establishment of cell polarity; establishment of centrosome localization; microtubule cytoskeleton organization.